AUGGGAAAAGAAGUGCAGCAGCUGCUGACGGACUUUGGGGGUUUAUCUUUUGAACAAAUAAAAAAGAAAUUAAAAGAAAAGAGAGACUGGCUGACUGACGAGCAGCUUAAUGGGGUUUUGGUCAACAACGCCAUGCACGUCAACGGCAUUUGGGUUUUGAACUCUCUGGGAAACCCUCAAAUAGAUGCUGUUCGUUCUUCUCUCAUUAAAGUCUUCAGCAGUUCAAAUCCGCCCAACACCAAAAACAAAAUUGCUGCUGCUGUAGCUGCAGCAGCAACUGCUGCCACUGCAGCAGCAACUGUUGCUGCUGCAACACCUACUGUUUCUUCUGCUGCAAACGUUGCUGCUGCAGCAAAUCCUGAAGCUGCGGCGUCAACUGCUGCUGCUACUGCUGCUGCAGCAAAUGCUGCUGCUACUGCUGCUGCAGCAAAUGCUGCUGCUACUGCUGCUGCAGCAACUGCCACUGUCGCUGCAGCAGCUGCUGCUAAUACUGCUACAGUAACAGCAGGUGAUGCUGCAGCAAUUCCUGGUGUUGUGGCAGCAGCAGCUGCAGCAGCUGCUGCAGUAACUGCUGCUGCUGCUGCUACUGCUGCUGCAUUUCCAUUGAAGAAAACUCGAAGCUGA
Messenger RNA from Eimeria tenella, 624 nucleotides. RefSeq lists its product as uncharacterized. The record is from RefSeq and is a predicted model, not a curated record. The transcript has 3 exons. Lineage: Eukaryota; Apicomplexa; Conoidasida; Eucoccidiorida; Eimeriidae. The coding region runs from base 1 to 624 and encodes 207 amino acids.